This is a messenger RNA of Cuscuta epithymum, 918 nucleotides long. NCBI's taxonomy places the organism in Eukaryota, Viridiplantae, Streptophyta, Magnoliopsida, Solanales, Convolvulaceae. The record is from the annotation of a GenBank genome assembly.
GUUUGAGAACUUGAAUGAGUGUCCGAGAUGUGGGAUAUCACGCUAUAAAGUGAAGGACGAUGAUUCCAGUUGUGAUGUAAUAAGUGCAACUCGUCCUCCUGUCAAAGUGUUAUGGUAUCUGCCCAUUAUUCCAAGGUUGAAGCGGCUCUUCACUAAUCCAAAAGAAGCCAAGAACAUUAGAUGACAUGCGGAUGAAAGAAAAUGUGACGACAUGAUUCGCCACCCGGCAGAUUCUCUUCAGUGGAAAAAAAUUGAUAGGAUGUAUCCUGAUUUUGGCAAUGAGCCAAGGAAUUUGAGGUUUGGACUAGCUACAGAUGGAAUGAAUCCAUACGGUAACUUAAGUAGCAUUCAUAGUUCUUGGCCUGUUCUCUUGAUAAUCUACAAUUUAUCUCCUUGGUUAUGCAUGAAACGCAAAUAUAUCAUGCUAUCGAUGUUAAUUUCUGGUCAUAAACAACCCGGAAAUGAUAUAGACGUUUACUUAUCUCCCUUUGUCGAAGACUUGAAGAGACUUUAGGAGGAAGGUACUUGCACAAAUUGUGUACUAAAAAGAACAACACACAGUUGUAUGGAUUCUUUGACCCUCACACCACUCAAGGACAACAAGGACUGCUAUCUAGUUCCAUAUUACUAUCCUAACCACUGGCAGCUAUACGUAUUCUGUCGUAAGCACAACAUGAUUGUGUUCUUGUGCUCCUUGGGGAAUAAGCCAAAGACAAAUGUGAAGAGUGUUUUUGAUAUGGCAAUGCAAGCACAUCAAAUAACAAAAAAUAGGAGGAAUUCCAAACCAAGAUGGAUUGAGCCAAUUGUAAACAUAUUUUUUCAUACUUAUCAUCAAUGACAUUCAAUGUUCAAGAGUCAUUUAGUCCACGAGACAUUACCGAGACAAGAGAGCGUUGAGCGUCAUUUGUUUGUGACACC